Ipomoea triloba (trilobed morning glory) is the source of this 2656-nucleotide messenger RNA. Its product is annotated as titin homolog. NCBI's taxonomy places the organism in Eukaryota, Viridiplantae, Streptophyta, Magnoliopsida, Solanales, Convolvulaceae. The transcript has 7 exons. The record is from RefSeq and is a predicted model, not a curated record. The coding region runs from base 20 to 2440 and encodes 806 amino acids.
UUUUCACCAGGUAAGACUAAUGAGUAAUGACUCCCCGCUCCCGUCUAACGUAUCAAUGCUUAACAUAGGUAGCCGUUACAGUCUUUCAAAAUUUCCCAAACUUAGCCGUUGUUCUUCUCCCUCCCUCGCAUCUAAACCUUCAACCGCCUCUCUGCUCUGUUUCCGGCAACUCGUCGCAACAAUGGCCCCACAUCCAGCUUUCACCGCCGCAGAAAUGGCUGUAGACGAAGGCCUCGGCUACCCCAAAGCCUAUGCGAAGCUGUGUAAAGACCCAAGCCUUUCACCUCCAUUCACUUUCGUUCCCUCUGCUCCCAAGGCUACCAGAGCGAAGGAAUUGGAUGAGAUGUUUCCGAUCGUUGAUCCAAAUGCAAAGCCUGCUAUAAAGCCCAAGAUGUUUGUCAGUCUUCUCUGGAAGCAACUCAACCACCUUGGGAAUGCUGGAUUUGAUCCUGACAUGUUUCGGAUUGACCCAUACGGAAAUGUUCUGUAUUAUCAUGCUGAUUCAGCUUCACCUCUAGCCUGGGGCAUUGAUCACUGGUUUCCUAUUUCAAGAGGAGGAUUGACUGUUCCAAGAAAUCUAAGGAUUUUACAGUGGCAAGUCUGCAAGAAGAAGCAUAACCAGCUUGAAUUUCUCAUUCCAUGGUGGGAUCUUCAAGUUGGUAUCUCCAUUAACCAGUUCUUAUCCAUCUUUGCCUCAUCAAACUCAGAUUUCAGGCACAGGGCAUUUUCAUGUCUGUUUUCUGAAGGUGAAAGUGAGGAGUUGAAUACCUCACAGACAGGAAUAGGAUGUGUGGCUCCAGCUGCUGUUGUUCUUGCUCGAAGAGAAUCCCGCGACACUUCAUCAGCUCUCAAGUCAUUAGACAUCAACAGAAGACCGAGAUCGUGCAUCCCUAUAAUAGCUUCCAAGAAACUGAACUCUGAUCUAAAAGAAAACGAGGAACCUGGAACGGGAAGCAAUCCAUAUGAGGCCAUUGUGAUUGUCAGAGAUUCUCUGAGACAGUGGGAAGAAACUGCAAAGAUGCAGGCCGAAAUACAAAAGCUAGAUGAUGAAGAGACUAAAUUGAAGCAAAAAGCUGAGGAGGCGGAGAUGGUGAGCGUGGAAGAUUUGGAAUUAAUUCUGAUGAAGAAAAGGCGGCAUGCUGAGAAGUGUCGCAAGCUAGCAGAGGCACAGACUUCAUACAAAGCAAUGCUGGAUAAGAUGAUUCACGAUGCCAUGCACCAGAGUGUGGUGUAUGAAGAACAAGUGAGGCUGAAUCAGGUAGCAAGUAAAUCCCUGAUGGCAAGGCUUGAAGCUCAAAGAGCAAUCUGUAAUUCUGCAGAGAAAGAAUUGCACUACAAGUAUAAGCAGAGAGAUGAGUUAGAGAAACAGGUAAGACCUGAUUGUGAACAGCCCAGGAAGAGAUCACGACUGGAUGAUUUCCUUGAAGAGAACAACGUUUUUUAUUCGCCCGUAAGAACACAAUUGCAGAUGGAGAUGGAUGAUGCAUUGGCAGAAAAAGAUGGUAACAUGAUGUUAUGCUUGCCAGGCAGAGAUUCCAAGGACAGUGUUCAUAAGGAACUGAGGGCGUUCUUGAUGGAAGAGCAGAAAGCAUCAUUACCAGCACGACAAUUAUCUGCAAUUGAAGAGCAAGAAGCCGUUUAUGGAAUCAGUACAGAAGAACCUGAGGAGCAUGGAAAAGCUAUAGUGGUGGAAAAGAAUGAAAAUAGGGUUGAAGAAAUACUUGAGAAUCUGGAAAUGCAAGACGGGACGCCAUGCAAAUUUCAGUUUCCAGAUUUUAAGGAAUCAGAAAGAGAGGAAGAGGAUGAUGAAGAGAGUAGAAAACAGCGCGGGAAAGGAAAUGUGGAAAAAUGGGUUCAGAUGCUGUUGGAGGAGAAUAAUGCAGCACAUGAAACAGCAGAAAUAGAUAAAGUUUGCAGGACAGAUGAAAUAAUAGAGAAGCUGAAUCUCAAAUACCCUCACAUUGAAAUCAAAUCCUCAAGCAUUCAAGAACCGAAUCAACAGUUAGGAGUUGAAAACGAAAGCAACACAGAUGAAAUGAAGGAGCCCUCCUUACAGCAGACAUCACCAGACAAUGCUGUUUGCAAAGAUACCUUUGCAAAAGAAGCGCUAAAGCAUUCACAGCAGACUCCCUCCAGGAAGCCUCCCUACAGAGUAUGGCCCAGAAAAAGCAAUGUAGAUGAAAGCAAAGAAGUUAGACAUAGUGACGCAUUUGAUGAUGAACAUGAAAGAAAGAGCGAGAGAGGAAGGAAACUUACUACAAGGAGUGAAAGUGGCGGCGGGGCAGUUAGGCGCAUCCCAUCUUCUCCAUCUCUAAUCUUGAGUGGCAUGAAGAAGCCGUCAGUAACCAGUGGCAGUGAUGCUGAUGAAGAUCGAGCAGCAGGGAACAGUAACUUCAUUAAAUCAUCCAUCAAAACAAUCAUAAAGGCAGUGAAGAUAUAAGGUCAAUCAACUCAUGUUGAUUACAGUAGUUUCCCAACCCCCGGUCUCAUAUUAUACUAACUACAUAAUUGUGUGAAUUUAGGUUUUGGAUUGAUUUCUAUCGUACUCUGUAAUAUUCUCUGUGAGUCAUGUGUAAUAUAUAACUGCUUGUUGUUCUAUAAGUCCUGAGUCAUGUGUAAUAUAACUGCUUGUUGUCCUGAAGAAGUUGUUUCUCUA